AUGAGUGCCAUGGAUAACGUCGUCGACCCUUCGAUGUUGGAUGUCUGCGGCUACAGCGAGUCUUAUCCCUCGCCUGCCACCACCGCAGAAGACUACAAGGAGUCAAGCCAGCCCCCUUCCGAUCAACCUAGCAAAAAGAAACGGAAGGCAUGGGGUCAGCCAGUCCCUGAGAUCAAACAAAUCCUCCCCCCGCGAAAGCGAGCAAAGACCGCAGAGGAGAAGGAACAGAGAAAGAAUGAACGAAUCCUUCGAAAUCGACGGGCGGCAGACAAGUCUCGACAACGCCAAAAAGCGGCUGUUGCCGAGCUCGAGGCCAGACAACAUCGCAUCGAGCAGGAGAACGCCAGUCUUCGAGAACUCCUAGCACAUUAUCAGUCGAGGUUCGGUGUCCAAGCAGAUUUCCCAACACCCAUGCCGUCUGACUGCGACUCGUCCGCCUCGAACCACCUUGCCUCCCCUGCACCCCUCGACCUGAAAUCCUCCACCCCGGCCACACCAGCAUAUGAUGGUGAGGUCCAGCAACAUCCCACCCUAGUUCAAUCCGACACCCUCACCCCAGUCAAACACGAGUCUCCCGUGCUCGCCCCACAACUGAACAUCAUCAACGAACACGCUGAAGCUGAUCGGUCUGAAUCGAUGGCGACGUACCAAAGCUUCCCAGCCAUCUCCGGUAUGACACAAUAUCCUGCCGUGGUAUUGUGUGACCUGCAGUGUCAACCGGAGACCUGGGCUUUCAAGCUGCCGACGUUCCCAUGCAGUCAAACCAACAGUUUUGGCCUGAGUUACCUCCUGCAAGUCUUCCAGACCUUGACGAUAUUUCAAACCUUCUCAACGACAACGCUCUUGCCAAUUUACAAUCUCUUCCAGAUUUUGGCACAGAAAUUGUCAAUGACCUCGACGGAACAGGAUUUCUCCUCCAUCCUGAACAAUUUCCCACUGAUUCAUUGUUUGAUUUCGAUGCCUUCGACACCGACCAGACCAGCAGUUUUCCGCAUGAAACUUCUGAGCCGACUCCUUGCAUGCAGCCCACACAUGGCGCGCCUAUUACUGGCAGCGACAGACCAGGCUUUGCAGCAAGUGGUUAGCGAGGAUGGUUUCGCCGAAGACCCUGAUCGUCGGUGGACAUGGUCGAGUCUGAUGACAAUCAAGUGGACCAUAGUGAGGUUGGAGAAAGAACAUCGCAAGAUACGACGACAGGUCUGGGCAAACCAGAAUGAAAGUGACAGUCUUUCAAGUUUGAAGAUUAUGGCUGGAGUUGACUACCGGGCAGUAGCCAGGAAUUCACAGUUAUGGCGAGGGACGGCUAGUCCGGAUUGUACUAUUACGACGAGAAAUGAUGGUUGGGUGCCUACUCAGGAGGUCCAUUAG
This is a messenger RNA of Exophiala spinifera, 1368 nucleotides long. RefSeq lists its product as uncharacterized. NCBI's taxonomy places the organism in Eukaryota, Fungi, Ascomycota, Eurotiomycetes, Chaetothyriales, Herpotrichiellaceae. The transcript has a single exon. Gene Ontology annotation, biological process: positive regulation of transcription by RNA polymerase II. Bases 1 to 1368 code for a protein of 455 amino acids. Gene Ontology annotation, molecular function: DNA-binding transcription factor activity, RNA polymerase II-specific. The record is from RefSeq and is a predicted model, not a curated record.